UGGCUUUGACGGCGAAUAGUCAGAUCAACAGUUGUUUGUUUUCGCUGAUGUGGCAGACGACUUUUCAGCGCUCGAAGGAACCAGGACCAGGACAGAGAAGAGGGAAAACUACUCUUUUGGUCGGGGUUUUUCAAGUUUGCUGAGGCAAACAUGCGGCAGUUAAAGGGGAAAGUGAAGGAGACCAAUAAGCAGAAAAAGGAAAGAAAGAAGGAGUUCAUUGAGAACAAGCAACGGGUGUUCACCAUUGUCUUACCAACCAUUGGCGUAUUGUUCGUACUUAUGGUCUUGUAUGUUUACUUCAAAGCUAGUCGACCUAAAUCCAACAUCGACUAUUAAGGACUACAUAUUUUGGUUUCUGAUCCGACCCAGUCUUUGAUUUGACCAAAUUCGCUGACAAUAACUGGAGAUUGACAAGAAUCCCAACAUCUUCCCUCACAUUUUCACAUUCCUCUUUUCUGUGACCCAAAUUAGGAUGGCAUUUGUGAUUUGUUGAAACUGCUGAUGUUUAAAAUGGAUCUUGUUUUACUUCUUGUCUGGUUCUUUACAUCGUUCAGUAUUGUUUCUUCUGAUUUGUGAUAUAUUAGGGCCUUGAACUGUACUUAAGGUUUAUUUUGUCAGUGCUACAUUUAUGACAGAUAUCUCACUCUUUUAGGUUGUAUAUCUUGAGACUGCAAUAUUUACCUGUUGUCUAAUGUUAAUAUUUAUUCUUUGUGUUGUCUGGUCUAGCUUUUGGAAAAUGUGUUUUUUAAAUUGAGAUUGUUUUCAUAUUCAGAUGCAAUUGAAAGACUUGUCAAAGCACCGGUUCAAAUCCUUCCAAGUUUUAAACGUUGCAGGUUCUUGUUACCCUGCUUGAUAUUUUGCUACAAUGUUUAGAAGUUGUUUUCCAAUUAAAUGUUUUGUUUUCCAUUGAAAAGAAAA
Molecule: messenger RNA, 918 nt
Organism: Thrips palmi
Lineage: Eukaryota; Metazoa; Arthropoda; Insecta; Thysanoptera; Thripidae
Product: single-pass membrane and coiled-coil domain-containing protein 4 homolog
Exons: 2
Coding region: 151-336 (61 amino acids)
Source: RefSeq, a predicted model, not a curated record